Molecule: messenger RNA, 258 nt
Organism: Penicillium malachiteum
Lineage: Eukaryota; Fungi; Ascomycota; Eurotiomycetes; Eurotiales; Aspergillaceae
Exons: 2
Coding region: 1-258 (85 amino acids)
Source: RefSeq, a predicted model, not a curated record
AUGGUGGAUGGGAAUGUGCAGAGUAUCAAACUGAGUGACACCUCCCUCAUCCGUGCGCUGAGUACCGCGCAGCCAGGUGGUUUUUGCGAGAUCUUCGGUUACAUCGCCAUUUGCAGCGAUCACAACCUCAGAAUUGACAUCAGUUGCAUUCAAGUUGCAGUUCUAGAUUUCAAACCAGAGAUUCGGGACUGGGCCAUAGGUAGCCAUAUCCAGAACUUGGAGAUCAACAUGGAUAUUGACUUCUCUACUGUGUUAUGA